UUGAGAAAUCAGGAGGCGGGUUUCUUCGCCACACGUUCUUUGUGCGUUCAAUCAGUCGUUCCAUGAAUCCCUCCACAACAAACGGGCUUGUUUGCGUAAAAUAUUAACUUUAAUUAAUUAAUUGGAGUAAAGUAUUUAAGAAGGCGAGACCGCAUAAAAAAUACAUACCUCAGCAGUAGCGCUGGAAAAUGUCAAAGUGGCAAAAAAAGCCAAUGGGACCUCCACCAAAGGGGACAUCCUCCUCUUCAUGGGUUAAGAAACAAAAUGGGGACAAUCCAGCAAAGAAACCUCGCAUUGCUGACGACGAUGAAGACAUGGAUGACAUGGAAGGUGACGAUAACAUGGAAUUCGAUGAGGACAUGGACAUGGGUCCGAUAGAUCCAGAAUCCCAAGAUAAUGGCGAACUUAACGAUGACGAAGUUGAGACCAACGUUGAUCUCGAAGCACUGUAUGAACAAUGGGGACGGCCCCCUAUCAAAGAAUGGGAUCCGAAGAAGAAGAACUUGCCCUUCCAACAAAUGGUGCUGGAUCAUUACAUUUCUUCCAAGCCUAUCCCAGGCAUGCCAGGGGCUAAAAUGGGACCCGUUCCUGUUAUUCGGAUGUACGGUGUCACUGAAGAUGGGCAUGCAAUAUGCUGUCAUGUUCAUGGAUUCUCGCCAUAUUUUUACGUCUCCGUACCAGAGCAGUUCACUUCCCGACAUUGUGGCGAGUUUAAACAAUCCUUAAAUCAGGCACUGUUGAAGGAUAUGCGGUCCAGCAAGGACAACGUGACGGAGGCCGUCCUUAUGGUUGAACUAGUUUAUAAAAUUAACAUUUACGGCUACAGAGGUGAAAAUAAGUCUCCCUUUGCCAAAAUUACACUCGCCGUGCCUCGAUUAAUAGCAGCAGCAAAGAGGUUACUGGAAAAGGGGGAGGUCUUCAUCCCAAGUUUGGCAGGGUCGUGCAACUACCAAGCGUUCGAGUCUAAUUUGGAUUUUGAAAGCAGAUUCAUGGUUGAUAGAAAUGUUGUUGGGUGCAACUGGGUCGAGCUACCGGCCGGAAAGUACUUUGUGAGGAAUAAAGAGUUGGCAAAUGUAAACACGCCCGGAGGAAAUGCUAACGUGACGACUCUAUGUCAAAUUGAGGUUGAUGUUGCUUUCGACGCCCUUAUUUCUCACUCGACUGAAGGCGAAUGGGGUAAAGUUGCCCCCUUUCGAAUCCUAUCGUUCGACAUUGAGUGUGCUGGACGGAAAGGGAUUUUUCCCGAACCGGAUAAGGAUCCAGUCAUCCAGAUUGCAAACAUGGUCGUGCGACAAGGAGAGACUGAGCCCUUCGUUAGAAUGAUCUUCACACUGGACACGUGCGCGCCGAUUAUCGGGUCUCAAGUGAUGUGUUACGAGUCGGAGGAUCAAUUACUCAAAGCGUGGGCAGAAUUUGUGCGGCGCGUGGAUCCUGAUAUCCUCACUGGCUACAAUAUUAACAACUUUGACUUAUGGUACCUCAUCAAUCGAGCGACGCAUCUAAAAGCAACCAGUUUUCAUUUUCUUGGCAGAGUGAAAACCAUAAAAUCCGUGGCGAGGGACGUUGUUUUACAGAGCAAACAAAUGGGUCGGAGAGAAAAUAAGUCUAUCAACAUUGAAGGAAGAAUCAUCUUCGAUCUGCUCCUCGUUCUCGUUCGCGACUACAAACUGCGUUCCUACACUUUGAACAGUGUCAGCUUCCAUUUCCUCGGGGAACAAAAGGAGGACGUUCAUCAUUCAAUCAUCACUGACUUGCAAAAUGGAAAUGCGCACACGCGACGUCGCUUGGCCGUCUAUUGUCUCAAAGAUGCUCUCCUCCCACUCCGAUUGUUGGAUAAGUUAAUGUGUGUCAUCAAUUACAUGGAAAUGGCGAGGGUCACGGGAGUUCCGUUACACUACUUGCUCACUCGCGGACAACAGAUCAAAGUGGUUUCUCAACUUUUACGAAAGGCGAAAGAUUACGACUACGUGAUGCCGACCUACCAUGGAUCCGGAUCUGACGAGCAGUUCGAAGGGGCAACUGUAAUCGAGCCAGUUCGAGGUUAUUACGACGUCCCCAUCGCCACCUUGGAUUUUGCCUCGCUGUAUCCGAGUAUCAUGCAGGCGCACAACUUAUGCUACACCACCCUACUCAAAGCCAACCAAAUUGGUCCAAUGAAUCCGGACACCUUCAUCCGCACUCCAUCCAACAACUACUUCGUCAAGAGUUCCGUACGUAAAGGAAUUCUCCCCGUGAUUCUGGAGGACCUCCUCUCGGCGCGAAAGAAGGCGAAAAACGAUCUCAAAAACGAGAAGGACGAGUUCAAACGGAAAGUGUUGGAUGGGCGACAGUUGGCUUUGAAAAUCAGUGCUAAUUCUGUGUAUGGAUUUACGGGGGCUCAGGUUGGAAAGUUGCCUUGUCUGGAGAUCAGUCAGAGCGUGACGGCCUUUGGGCGGAUGAUGAUCGAACUCACGAAGAACGAGGUGGAGCAGAAAUUCUGCAUCGCAAAUGGCUACGAGCACGACGCGAAGGUCAUUUAUGGGGACACAGAUUCUGUCAUGGUGCGAUUUGGGGUGAAUAAUGUGGCCGCAGCGAUGGCACUGGGUACCGAGGCGGCUGGAUUCGUCUCUGAAAAAUUCAUCGCUCCUAUUAAACUGGAGUUUGAAAAGGUGUACUUUCCGUAUUUGCUCAUUAACAAGAAACGCUAUGCCGGAUUGUACUACACUCGGCCAGAAAUACAUGACAAAAUGGACUGCAAAGGUCUCGAAACGGUUCGUCGAGACAAUUGUCCUCUCGUCGCAACAGUGAUGAAUACCUGUCUGGAAAAAAUCCUAGUCCAAAGGGACCCCUUCGGUGCAGUCAGCUACGCCAAAAAUGUCAUCUCCGAGCUUCUCCUUAACAAGCUGGACAUUUCUCAACUCGUCAUCACCAAAGAGUUGACGAAAACUGAGAAAGAAUAUGCCGCAAAACAAGCUCAUGUCGUAUUGGCGGAAAAAAUGAAGAAGCGAGAUCCUGGAACUGCACCUAAAUUAGGAGAUCGUGUGCCUUACGUUAUCAUUGCUGCUUCAAAAGGAACUCCAGCUUAUGCCAAGGCAGAGGAUCCAAUCUAUGUGCUGGAGAACAACAUUCCAAUCGACUAUCUUUACUACCUUGAAAAUCAAUUGAGCAAACCUCUCACACGUAUUUUUGAGCCCAUUUUAGGCGAAAAGACGGAAUCAGUCCUAUUGCGUGGAGAUCACACACGGCACAAGGUUUUAGUGACAUCCAAAGUCGGGGCUCUGGCUAUGUUCACUACCAAGAAAGCCGUUUGCGUCGGGUGCAAAUCUGUGAUGAAGGAUGACGAUAAGAACGCUCUUUGUAAACACUGCUCAUCCAACGAGACCGAGAUUUACAUGGGCAUGCUGAACAAAUUGUCCACCCUGCAGAUAAAAUAUAAUCGCUUAUGGACCCAAUGUCAGCGAUGCCAAGGAUCCCUUCAUGAGGACAUUCUCUGCACAAGUCGAGAUUGUCCAAUCUUUUAUAUGAGGAAGAAAGUAAUCUUGGACCUUGAAGAACAAGACACAAUGAUUCGUCGCUUCGAUUGACUGAUUUAAUUUAAUUCGGAUUUAAUUAAUUAUCAUUCAGGUUGACACAUACUUUUAUUUACUGUCUCCAUAUUAUUUGUAAAGUUUGAAUCAAUUGAUUAAAAUUACUACUCGUACUUGAAUCCUGAUAAUAUUUGUAUUUAAAACAAGUGAGGAUUUUGUGUCAGAUACACAAGUAUAAAAAUGCGGUAAUAAA
Messenger RNA from Folsomia candida, 3759 nucleotides. RefSeq names its product DNA polymerase delta catalytic subunit (gene PolD1). Gene Ontology annotation, cellular component: delta DNA polymerase complex. The transcript is spliced from 13 exons. The coding region runs from base 189 to 3563 and encodes 1124 amino acids. Gene Ontology annotation, molecular function: 3'-5'-DNA exonuclease activity; DNA-directed DNA polymerase activity; DNA binding. Gene Ontology annotation, biological process: DNA replication proofreading; base-excision repair, gap-filling; DNA-templated DNA replication. NCBI's taxonomy places the organism in Eukaryota, Metazoa, Arthropoda, Collembola, Entomobryomorpha, Isotomidae. The record is from RefSeq and is a predicted model, not a curated record.